AUGUUGGAAUUUAUGGAAAUGAACGUACAGAUGUGCUGGCGGCUGAAGAGUCAGAAUCAACAAAAACAAACAAUAGCUCUUUUGAAUAAAAAAUGUAAUGAAUGCGAGAAUGAAAAAAGUGAAUUAGAAAUUAAAUGUGGAAAUCAAGAUGCCACAAUAACAGAUUUAAAUACAAAUGUGAGAGAUUUAGAACUUACUAUUGUGCAGCUUACAGAGAAAUUAGGAGACCCAGAAAAUGAAAUAGAGAAUUUAAAGAAGGAAAAUUUAACUCUUCAAGAUAAUCAAAAUAAAUUGAAAAAUAAUCUAGAAGAUCGAAACAAUACUGAAUUAAUGAAGCUUAGAAUCCAAUACGAUGAUGAAAAGAAACACUAUGAAACAAAAUAUGCAUUUAUGUUAGAUGAGAAAGACAGACAAAUUCAACAUAUCUCCGAAGACAAAGACAAACAAAUAAAAGACUUAGCUGAUGAAAAAGAAAAACUAACCGAUUUAAUAAAAUCAAAUAAUUCUAGUAUAAGUCGUCAACAACAAGAAGAAUUAAAUAGGGAAAUAAAUAUAAAUUUAAUGUCUCUUAAGGAAUACCAACUAAAAUUAGCCGCAUGUGAAAACGAUAUAAGGAUCCAGAAUAUACAAUUUCUGGAAUGCCAACAAGCCCUACAAAAAUGCAACUAUGAUAAACAAUCAGACCAAGAAGAAUAUAAUAAGCUAUUAAUAUCCCAAAACCAUUAUGUUCAGGAAUGCGAACAAAAACUACUAGCUUGUGAAAAUUCAAAACAAACUAAGUAUGAUGAAUACAAUACAUUAGUACAGAAUAUAAAUGAAGCAAAUAAAUAUAAUAUUGAAACAUUAGAGCGACUUUAUAAAAAACCUACAUUAUCGAAUAGCGAUAUAAUUCAUUGUUUUUCAAGCAUAUUUCCUUUAGAUGAUGAUAAUGAAUCAAAGGAAACAAGAAAAUCACAAAUUGAAGCAAUAAUAAAUCGGUUCAUUAGUUGUUGA
Molecule: messenger RNA, 993 nt
Organism: Procambarus clarkii (red swamp crayfish)
Lineage: Eukaryota; Metazoa; Arthropoda; Malacostraca; Decapoda; Cambaridae
Source: RefSeq, a predicted model, not a curated record